Messenger RNA from Erigeron canadensis, 2025 nucleotides. Its product is annotated as pentatricopeptide repeat-containing protein At2g20710, mitochondrial-like. The transcript has 2 exons. The record is from RefSeq and is a predicted model, not a curated record. Gene Ontology annotation, cellular component: mitochondrion. NCBI's taxonomy places the organism in Eukaryota, Viridiplantae, Streptophyta, Magnoliopsida, Asterales, Asteraceae. Bases 78 to 1571 code for a protein of 497 amino acids. Gene Ontology annotation, molecular function: protein binding.
AAUACGGAAAAUACGGAUGAGUUAGGGAGAAAGAGAUUAUCUGCUUCCAAUAUUGUGGAAAAAGCAGCAGGAGAAAAAUGAUGAUAAAGAACAAUAGCAUAUUGCGUACUACUGCUUCUUCUUUCAUUUCCUGCCCAUCUUCAUCAUCAGCAUCAGCAUUAUGUAAAGUUUUUAGGGUUUUGCUAUAUUCAACACAAACACAAAAACAAAUCCCCAAUAACCAAACCCCGGAUGAUAAUCUGUUUUAUAGAAUUGUUCGUUUCCGAGAACCUCGUUCUUCAGUUGUCCCUAUUUUACAAGAAUGGGUUGAUGUAGAAGGUAGACCCGUCGAUAUUCAAGAUCUCCACAAGAUCAUUAAGCAGCUCCGUAAAUUCCGUCGUUACAACCACGCUCUCCAGAUAUGCCAAUGGAUGGAUGCCAAACCAUAUCUUGAUCUGUCAUAUAAAGAUUUUUCAGUUAAGCUGGAUCUGAUAUCAAAAGUUCACGGUCUAAAGAAAGCAGAGGAGUACUUUAAUAAAAUUCCUAGUGCUUCUCGGGUCUGGCAGGUUUAUGGUGCUCUUUUGAAUUGCUACGCCAGUGCAAAAUUAGUAAAUAGAGCGGAGGAGACCUUGCAGACAAUGAGAGAGUUAGGUUAUUCAAGCUCGUUGUCCUACAAUGUUAUGAUGAGCCUGUACUCUGUGACAAAAAACUACGAGAAGCUUGACCUACUAAUAGAAGAAAUGGAUCAGAAGGGUAUUCAUUUCGAUAAAUUCGUGUAUUGUAUUAUAUUAAAUGCAUAUGCCAAAACUUCAGAAAUACCAAAAAUGGAGAACCUGUUAUUGAAAAUGGAAGCUGACCCGGAAGUGCUAGUGGAUUGGCAUGCUUACACAACAAUAGCAAAUGGUUAUUUAAAAGUCGGUGAUACCAAAAAGGCAUUAACUUGUUUAAAAAAAUCUGAAUUUCUCAUAAGGCCUAGUCAAAGAAAGGUAGCUUAUGAGACUCUACUCACUCUAUAUGCUACUACGGGACGAAAAGAUGAUGUUUAUCGUGUAUGGAACAUUUACAAGGAUCUUGGAAGGUUUUUCAAUAGUGGGUAUCUUUGCAUAAUGAGCUCACUUUCUAAGUUAGAUUGUAUAGAUGACCUUGAGAAAAUAUACGAGGAAUGGGAAACGCAACAUAUAUCAUUUGAUUUUCAAGUUCCCAAUCUUCUCAUUACUAUUUACUGCAAAAAGGGUCUUCUCACAAAGGCUGAAACUGUAAUACAAAAGCUUAUCGAGAUUGGAAACAAGCCUAAUGCAUCUACUUGGUCUCGUAUGGCAUUGGGUUAUUUUAAACAUAAUGACAUGGACAAGGCUGUGGAGGCUAUCAAAAAAGCUAUUUUGGGUGGUUUUCCGGGAUGGACAGUGGACACUGCCACUUUGUCUGCUUGUUUAGAUUAUUUGAAUUCUAAUGGACGUUUGGAUGAAACUGAAGAAAUGAUCAAAUUACUCAAGACAAAUGGCCACUUAUCUGAAGUGGUUUAUAAAAGUUUAGUGAAAAAGUUGUCAAAGGAAUCUGUAACCGAAAUUCAAAAAUAUGUUACCAGUGGUUGAUGAAGCAACAAAUUUUUUGUUGUCAAAGUUUUUUGUAAGGUAUAAAAAGUAGGAUAUUGGUAUGCAGCUCAAGGUUGUGGCAAUCUGAUAUUGUUGGCGGAAAGUCUUCGGUUUGAAUGAUUGUAAGGUGGAAUAAACCAGUGCCAAGUGAUUUCUAUGUCAGGUAUGCUAAAUUUGCUUUAUUAUAUGAUAUAUAGUCUAAUGUUGCCUCUCAGGUAGCCUUUUAGCAAAGAUAGCAAACGAUGAUGUAACUCUUGUAUCUGCACACCUAGCUUUCUGUGCAGGAAAAGAGGCUUGUUGGCAUCCCCAAACAUUAGGGUUUUAUUUUUUCUUUCUUUAUUUCUUUUGUGUUGAACGAUUUCCUCAUAGAUUCCGAUAAAUAGUUGCACUGCCUUGUUAUGCCAGCUUGAGUGUCAUUUUACAUUAUUUCGAGUAUGUUGGAUCUUUUUAAAUA